AUGAAGGUGCAAGAGGAUUCGAUCAAGUCGGUCGGUCUCACUCUUCUGUACGAGCCAGACUGGCCAGUAGACCCGGCGGUUGAUGUCAUUCUUGUGCACGGCAUCGGCGGGCAUCCAGUCCGGUCAUGGAAGUGUCAGGUGCAGGAGCAGACCCCAAUCAGCCCCAACUCGACUGGACAUAACACCUCCACGCGACGGCGACUCAAGAAACCCCCGCCGGUAUCCGCGCUACGCCGAUCGAACUCCGAACCCGUGCUUGCUGAAGCAUUAGGCUCCGUUGGUAGAUCUAGGAGUCUGCGGAGAAAGAACUCGGCCAAGUCGUCGUCGAGGCUCAAGCUAGCCAUCAAUCCAGCCGACCAUUCCUGUCAGGGCGCUGAAGCCGAGGCUGACGCGUAUUGGCCAUUGACCUUCCUGCCAGAGUCAUGUCCCAAUGCCAGGGUCUUCACUUGGGGCUAUCAUACCCUCGUCGUCGACAAAAAGCCGCUCCGGCUUCAGGGUGAUAUCUUUGCCCAUGCGGGAGAACUGUUAGUCGAGCUUGCCAGCACACGCGCGGUGCUGGGCGCGAGAGCCAGACCCAUUAUCUUCCUCCUCCGCAUCUCCGAAGCAGAGCGAGAUGGGCCAUUAAAGGACAUUCUCCUUUCGACGUCCGCCGUAGUGUUUCUCGGAAGCCCCCACCGCGGAACCGAACACUGCGACCUUGGGGAUGCCAUCAAGAGCAUGGCAUGCGUCACGCUCCCCAUCGAUUCCAACGACCCUGUCCUGUCGGAACUAUGCGGUGCCAACAGCGUGACGGUUGAGCUAGGCCGGCAGGCGUUCGUACGCCUGUGGAACGACUAUAAUUUCCGCGUCAAGACUUUCCAGGAGUCGGUUCUUCCAACCAACAGCGACCCCGAGCUCAGGUCAGAAAUGACCAUCCGUCGGCUAGCAAGCUUCAUCGGUGACCCUCGGGAGUGCGCCGAGACGAUAGGGGCGCUGCACGAUAACAUCUGCAAGUUCGCAUCGGCAGAGGACCCCGGAUAUUGCGCCCUGGUUAAAACCUUGACUGCAUUUAUUGCUAGCGAAGAAGAUAGAAUUGCUGUAGGAACAAAUUCACACAACUCACACGAGUCAGCUUGCCUGUCUGCCCUCAUCCAGCCACAGCUCACUCAUCUCGAAGCAAGUCCAGUAGCCUCCUACCCAGGUACAUGCCUCUGGUUGUAUGACCUAUAUGACUUUGAGGCAUGGCAUCACCGCAACGGGCCGAGCAAACACAAAGUUCUUUGGAUUAGGGGCGAGCCGGGAUGCGGGAAGAGUGUCCUGCUUAGGUCGCUCCGGAGAAGAUUGGAGAAGCAGUGGGGGCCAGCGGGCGCGUAUUUCAUAUGGACUACUGCUGAAGGCGAUGACGCCAAGAACGUCGGCAUACCCGGAGCGCGACAGCAGCAGCACCACCACCACGAAGCCGGCCCGGCGGCCGUCUACCGACGCCUCCUCGCACAGCUCUUCCUCCACGACUCCCGUCUUCGGAAGGCACUUGUAAAAUUAUACGAUCAAGCACGGCGGGGCUCGACGCCCUUUGACGACGCACAGGUGGUUUCCUUCUUUGCCGACCACUACGUGAAGCAGAGAAUCGAGACGUCGGCCAGAAGGACCUUUAUUUUCGUCGAAAUAGCAGAUGAUGCUGGUCGAGCGUAUGUCCGGGAGCUGCUUGGCCGUCUGUCACGAAUGGCCCGUAACUCGGAUUUUAGCGUCUGCGUUGCGAGCGCCUAUCACCCAGAGAUCGAGGACCAAAACACGAUAAGCAUUCCGAUGCAUCUGCGCAACAGCGACGAUAUCCUGCGGUAUGUCAACCUGAAUCUGGUGGCCGAAUGGGAGGAGCGAAACCACACGGUCAUGACCGUCGGGCAAAAAUCAAGCGGCGUAUUCCUGUGGGCCGAGAUUGUCGUCAACAUCUUGAACGCGGCCAUCAUCGAGGGCGCCACCCAGGAGAUGAUCGAAUACACCCUGGAAGAAGUCCCCGGCGAUCUCCAUGGCCUGUACGAGUGGAUGCUGUCAACCCUGAACGAGAAAGAAAAAGCCGAGUCCCUGAUCCUGUUUCAAUGGGCGAUCCUCGCCGCGGAGCCGAUGCGCCUCAACGACCUGUCCGUUGCGGUGCGUCUCAGCGAGCCAGACCCCUUUGCCUUGUACCAAGCAUCCGGCCCGCUUAUGGCCUUCGACAUCGGCACGCCCUUCUCGAUGCGUGAGCUGCGUCAGCUCCGAAAUUCAGAAAUCACUACCGACACCCCCUAUCAAUUCCACCGCUGGCUGCGCGCCCGCUCAAUCGGCCUCCUCGAGCUACAACCUGACGCCUGCCAGCCGGGCACCCAGGAACCCCUCGGCCUGCAGCGCGUCCAGCCCAUCCACACUUCCGUCCGCUCCUUCUUCCUCUCCGGCCGAGGUUUUGCGUGCCUCGCUCCAAGCAACUCGUCUAUCUCAGCCAACCUCCCGCCUGCCAGUUACAUCGACAUCUCUCACUACGCCCUGCUCCGUGCCUGCCUGACCUACCUUAAUAUGCGGGACUUCGAAGGGCUUGGGCACAAGAGACCUCCAGUUUCCCCCCAACAGACCCCACAUUGCACAUCCAACCACCCGGCGCCACUCCGUCCGCCUCAGUACCACCACCCGUCCCCAUCAUCCCUAUCCCCAUCCCAAUCCUCAACCACUCCACUCCCGCCCCGGGACGAACAGCGCCGGCUGGUCAUGUCAAGCUACCCCUUCCUGCAGUACGCCGUGGCCCACCUGUUGCACCACCUCCUCUCGCCGACACCCUUCCGCUACUUCCUCCCGCAGCGCGAGGUCCUGGCUGUGUUUGGCGCGCACGGGUUCCGGCUGUGGAAGCGCUGGACCCUGUUGCUGGACGUGUCCGACGCGGAUGGGAUUAUUGCUUUGCACACCGACACCGCUGCCGCCAGCAACAGAAGGGUCGCGGCGCUGCUGAGCCCGGUUUAUGGCGCCCGGUUUCGGUUGGAGAGGGUUCUUAGGAAACUGGAGAGGUCGGCGGCGGCUAUGGACUCGGAGGGGGCGAAGGGACGCGCGGGGGCUGCGUCGGGUAGGCCGGCAUUACUCCCAAAGAUCGCAGAAGCUUCCGUCUUCGUGCAGGCAAAGAGAAGUCUCGGCUCUAGGGCCCCGAAAAUUUCACCAGCCAUUCUGGCCGCCGAACACAAGAUAGCAAAGGAUCUGCUCGACACCAAUGUCUGGACAUGGACGCCUAGCAAGGGAAAGCCGCCGAAAAUGGACCGCAGCCGGGUCAACAUUGUCAGCGAUAAGUUGUGCGACGACGCGUUAAACUACAUCAAACCGACCCUGGAACGCCACAAAGGGUGCGAUAUCAUCGAUGUCUUCCCAGGCACCGGCCUUUGGAGCCAAAAACUAAACGAUAUGCUCCAGCCACGCUCUCAUCUCCUGCUCGAGCCCGAUAUGGAUUUCUACCAGCCCUGGCUCCAACCUUUAUUAGAACGGCCCGGCACCCAGCUGCUACCCAAGAACGGCAUCGUUUGGGACGAGCUCGCUGAGGUUCUCACCCCAGAAUGCCUGCCGCACCAGGUCGAGAGGAGAUACAAACCGUCCGAAACCCCCGAGCGCAACGACACCCUGCUCGUUACGGUUAACCUAUCUCUCUUUCCGAAAAAAAAGUUCCGCAGCUUCGGGAGCGUCUCGCAGCUCGUGCUGUUCCAGCUCCUGUCUACAAUCCGCCCCGGAGCGCUUUUUCAGAAAUAUGGCUUGGUGCGAAUGCUGAUUUGGGUUGUUGACGACGAAAAGCAAGCCAUCCUGCCGCGAAUGGUCCAACGACGGACCAGGGUGGCCGUCGAGGCCGACAUAGCAACCGAGUGGACCUGUGAGAUUGCCGGCGCCGAGGCGUCGCAGUGGUAUCUCCGCGACGUGAACAUCGACGCCGAGAGCAUGGGCAGGACCCUCCAGCGCAUGCGCGAGAGCGGGCUCGUCAUGCCGCCGGGGCGAAAGUCACAGGCUAUGAAGGAUUUUGCCCUGUCUGGGGGCGAGCAGGUGAUUGCUGGCCAGCAAGGGUCUCGGCUGCUCCGGAGUUACCAGGUGCAGAGAAAUGAGCUCGUGGCAAAGAUUGCCAAAGGGGAGCUUGAUGAAAAGGCGAAUGCGAAGCGGCUCAAAUCGCUCGACACUCUUGUGCGGGCGUUCGACAAGCGCGACGCACAAGUCGACGAGAUGAUGGCACUGCGCGCCAGGGCCAUCGAGAUAUACAGCAAGGCGGGCUCGGACGAGGCGCAGCUGGCCGAGGCGGCGCGGUUGAUAGAAGAGAUGGAGGCCGGCGUCAUGGCGUUUGAAAAACUCCUCCGCACCGAGUUCGUGAAAGUACGCGACAAUCUGCACGCCAUCCGCCAAGACCCGCCGCUGCUCGCAUGGGACCGCCGCUACGUCGAGCCGUUGGCCGUCCAGCCGACCGAGUUCUUCCCCAACGUGCCCUGCGCGCUGCUCGACAUCCAGCCCCGGGCGGUCCCCUCGGCGCUGCGCGAGAUGGGGCCCAACUCGACCCGCAGCGGCGACAUGUUUGAGCUGAUCCUGCGCGGCCUGCUGCACCAGCCAACCAGCCCCAUCAGCAAGGCACUCGAGUACACCUUCCCGGGCGCCUACGAGGCCCUGCUCCCCAACUGCCCGUCGCUGCGGGAUCCCAAGCUGGGCGGCUCGCCCUUUGACGGGUACGGCGGCAUCUCGACGAGGGUCCUGAACGCGCGCCAGCUCGCCGAGAUCGUCGAGGCGUGGGCCCAGUGGCCUUUCAAACCUAGCUACCGGGAACUCGUGGCCAGGGCGGUGGACGACGGCGACGUUACGGUUCCUGAGGAUAAGGACCCGUUCCAGGCCGGCUGA
Molecule: messenger RNA, 4851 nt
Organism: Canariomyces notabilis
Lineage: Eukaryota; Fungi; Ascomycota; Sordariomycetes; Sordariales; Chaetomiaceae
Product: S-adenosyl-L-methionine-dependent methyltransferase
Exons: 8
Coding region: 1-4851 (1616 amino acids)
Source: RefSeq, a predicted model, not a curated record